This is a messenger RNA of Brassica oleracea var. oleracea, 653 nucleotides long. RefSeq names its product neurofilament heavy polypeptide-like. The transcript has a single exon. The record is from RefSeq and is a predicted model, not a curated record. NCBI's taxonomy places the organism in Eukaryota, Viridiplantae, Streptophyta, Magnoliopsida, Brassicales, Brassicaceae. The annotation marks the transcript as partial.
CAAAAGCUGAAGAAGACAAAGAAAAAGAGGAUGAGAAAGAGAGUGAAGAAGAGGCUCAGAAGGACGAUAGAGGUUCUGAGGAAGAGAAAGAACCUGAACCUGAAGCAGAAGCUGAAGAAGACAAAGAAAAAGAUGUUGAAACAGAGGCUCGGGUUGAGGUUCAAGAUGAGGUUGAGAUGAAUGAAGCCAAUGAGAUUGAAGAAGAGGUUGAAAUAGAGGCUCAGGUUGAAUUUGAAACCGAGAAAACUCCUACACCACCACGUGGUAGGACUAAGGCAGCAGCCGCGAGGAGACAAGUCCUUACAACACCAGAGAAGUUGUUCGAAAAAGCUGAAAAAAUGGUGGAGGAAGAGGUGGAAGAACCUGAGGAAGAAGAGGUGGAAGAACCUGAGGAAGAGGCUGGAAAAAUGGUGGAGGAAGAGGUGGAAGAACCUGAGGAAGAGGCUAAAGAAAUGGUGGAGGAUGAGGUGGAAGAACCCGAGAAAGAGACUGAAAAAUAUACUGAGGAAGAAAAGCAAAAGUGGUACAUGGUUGUCUACGAAGGCAGUACUUGUGAAACGAAGGAAGCUGGCAAGGGAGCAGCCAAGCCUUCUGGAACUGGGGUCAAGCAUAGGCCAAAGCAAAUGGCGUUGAGGAAGCAGGCUCCUAAGUAG